Molecule: messenger RNA, 406 nt
Organism: Caenorhabditis angaria
Lineage: Eukaryota; Metazoa; Nematoda; Chromadorea; Rhabditida; Rhabditidae
Source: the annotation of a GenBank genome assembly
AUGAGUUUCCAUCAAAUUCUGAAAAUAAGCCCCACUGAAUUUUGGAAUGAUAUAAAAAAUGAGUACAUUCAAAAAUUAUCCAACACACCACCUGAUGAAGUUUAUCCUUCAAAUAAUCCUGGUCCAACACUUCCAAAUGGAAAUGUUAAUUUCGAAUGUCAUUGUGUUAGUCAUUUAGUUGCAAGUCCUUGUGGUUAUCAUUUUCGAGAAGCUAUAAAUUGCCAAAAAUCAACAAACGAAGAAGACAUCGAAAAGGUAUCCUCCUAAAUAUUUAGGUGUGUUUUUUGCACGGCACAGCUUGUUUAUUUUAUAGGGUGCAUGUGGUCAACAACUUUUAUCAUUUAUGGAAUGCGCGAAUCGAACACAGUGUUUCAAAUUGAGUGAGGAAAAAGACGAGAAAAAAUGA